GUGAGAGCUGACCAGGAGGCAGUCGGGUGCAAGUGUCCUUGGCAGAAAUAAACGCCGUGCGUGUUAUCGGAGACUCAUGUCCGCAAUUCUGAGAAGCCGGCGAAGCUGCUUAUGAAAGGGCAUUGGUGCUUCCUCAUUCUGCUCUCUGUUUCCUCCCGACGUGGCACAAAUAAAUAGGAAACGCCUAAGGCUCGCUGCUACUUGGAGGCUCCCGAAGGAGGCUGCCUGAACCCAAUGCAGAGGGCUUUUGAAGAAGACUCCUCCUCUGUCUGGAUGGGCUGCAAUGUCGUUUCAGACCCUACCAUUUGGUCGGCUCUAACAAGUCUUCUGCUGGACCCUGACAUUCGGUACUGGAACCCGAGGGGUGUCGGUGAUGUUGCCCCGUGAGCUCCUCCAUUGCUGCUGCCCUCUCUGCAUCUGACCCCAGACCUCCGUCCUUCCCUGCCAGGCAGCGACACAGCACCCCAGGACAAUGAGGACACCACCCUGCCCAUAGCUACAGACCACUGUGCAGCCACCUAAAGUCCCAGAAUGGACCAGCAGAUGGCACUGACCUGGGGGCUGCUCUACAUGAUCCUGCUGGCUCUCUGCUGGGGACAUGGUGUGACAGAGGCACAAGAGACCGUCCCUCUGCAGACUCUGCAGUGCUACAAUGACUACACCAGCCGCAUCAUCUGCAGCUGGGCCGACACGGAGGAUGCCCAGGACCUCAUGAACGUGACCCUCUAUCGCAAGCUGGAAAAGAACUAUCCAGUGUCCUGUGACCUCAGUGAAGACCUACUGUGGCCAGAGUGCCCGCCCCCACACCGUUGUGUGCCCCGAAGAUGUGUCAUCCCCUACACACAGUUCAGCAUCACUGAUGAAGACUACUACUCAUUCCAGCCCGAUCGGGAUGUGGGCAUCCAGCUCGUGGUUCCACUGGCCCAGCAUGUGCAGCCCCCACCUCCCAAGGACCUCCACAUCAGCCCCUCUGGGGAUCACUUCCUGCUGAAGUGGAGUGUGACCCUUGGGGAUGCCCAGGUCCCCUGGCUGUCACAAGAGGACAUCCAGUUUGAGGUGACUUACAAGAGGCUUCAGGACUCCUGGGAGGAUGCCCCCAGCCUCCACACCAGCGACAUGUGGGUCUCUCUGGAGCCAAAGCUGCUCCUACCCAAUAACAUCUAUGUGGCCCGGGUGCGCACUCGGCUGUCUCCAGGCUCAAGCUUGUCUGGAAGGCCCAGCACAUGGAGCCCUGAGGUGCAAUGGGACUCCCAGCCAGGGGACAAGGCCCAGCCUCAGAACCUGCUGUGCUUCUUUGAUGGCAUCCAGUCCCUCAGCUGCUCCUGGGAGGUGUGGACCCAGAUGACUGGCUCUGUUUCCUUUGGGCUCUUCUACAGCUCCAGCCCGGCGGCUCCGGAGGAGGAGUGCUGGCCCGUGGUGAAGGAGUUGCAGGACAGCCUCCGCACCCGGUACCACUGCCGCCUGAACAUGUCCAGCCCCAGGGCACACAGCCAGUACACGGUCUCUGUUAAGCCGCGGAAACAAGGGAAGCACAUCAAGAGCUCUAACCACAUCCAGAUGCACCCUCCCACCCUCAACGUGACCAAGGAUGGAGACAGCUACAACCUGCGCUGGGAAACUAAGAAAAUGUCCUACUCUCACAUCGAGCACAAAUUCCAAAUCCAGUACACGGAAAACCCGGACACAUGGGAGGACAGCAAGACAGAGAACCUAGAUCGUGCCCAUAGCAUGGCCCUGCCACAGCUGAAGCCCUCCACCACAUACCGGGCCAGGGUGAGGGUCAAGCCGCUCCCUGACUACCAUGGGAUCUGGAGUGAGUGGAGCGAAGAGCAAACCUGGACCACUGGCUGGGUGAUGCCCACUUGGGGGAUCGUCCUCAGCCUGAUCUUCCUCGUCCUCUUCUUGCUCCUGGGCCUCCGCUUUGGCUGUGUCUAUGGGUACAGGAUGUACAGGAAGUGGAAGGAGAAAAUCCCCAACCCCAGCAAGAGCCUCCUGUUCCAGGAUGGAGGUAAAGGACUCUGGUCUUCCAGCAACACGGCAGCAUUUCCCACUAAGAACCUUAGUCUCCAGGGGCCACGGAGCAACCUUGUCGCUGAGCUACAGAGGAUGUCAUAUGCACAUUUGGGGGUCAAUGAAGUGUCGCCACUCACCAUAGAGAACCCCAACAUUGUCCAAGACCCACCAUCUGGGCCUGAUUCAACUCUAGCCGCCUCAUCAGAACCCAUGGAUCAGCUUUCCACUGACCAGCAAGACCCACCAACCACUUCUGGCAGACCUGGGAACCAGACACCCAGCUUUGACUUCGAUGGCCCCUACUUGGGGUCUCUCCAAACCCACUCCCUGCCUGAUCUCCCAGGCCCGUUGGUCACCCCCCAGAUUGGUGGGAGCCUGAGGCCAGCACUGCCAGGCUCCCUGGAAUACCUGUGCCUGCCUCCUGGGGGACAAGUACAGCUGGUCCCACUGUCCCAGGCCAUGGGGCAGGGCCAGGCUGUGACUGUGGAAUGUGAGCCUAGCCUGGGUUGCACAGAGAGCCCUUCCAUGGAACCAAAGGACAGCCCUUCACUUGAGCUGAGGUUGGAGGAACAGGAAACAAAGGACAACCCAGUGACUCUGCCCAUAAGCUCUGGGGGCCCCGCGGACCCUGUGGCGGCCUCUGGCUAUGUCAGUCCUGCAGAUCUGGUGCUCACUCUGCCCACAGGGCCCCUCUCUACCUCUCUGAUCCCCUCUCUAGGGUCCCCCUCAGCUCAGGGCCCCAGUCUCUGUCUCAGGCUGCCUGGGGUCCCUCCUCGAAGCCCAGCUCUUCCACCACCAGAGUUUGAUGACUAUGUGGAGCUCCCUCCAAGCAUGAGCCAGCCCCCCCAGUGCCCUCUGGGCAGUUCUGUCCCUCCUGUGCCAAGCAUUCCCGCAGCGAGCCCAGCAGAGCCCAGGGAGGAGGUGGCCCCAGCAUCCCCUCACCCUGAAGGCCUCCUUGUUCUUCAGCAGGUCGGGGACUACUGCUUCCUCCCUGGCUUGGGGCCCAGCUCCCCCUCACCACAUAACAAACCACCUUCUCCAGGCCUGUGUCCUGACACUGUGGACCUAGACCAGGAUCUGUCUGUCAAAAAGCUUCCCUGCCAGCCCAUGCCCCAGGUGCCAGCUAUUCAGUUUUUCAAGUCCCUGAAGCAUCAGGACUACCUGUCACUGCCCCCUUGGGACAGCAGCCAGCCUGGGAAAGUAUGCUGAGUCCACCCCUCCCAAUCACACCAAAAGCCCUGUACCUCAGCCUGUGGACCUCAGUCUGACAUCUUCACAGAACCCCAGAGGCUUCCUUGAAGACAUGCUCAGUCUUCCCUGACCUUAGCCCUGACCUUCAGCAAUACCCUCCAUCCCCUCUCUGGUUUCCUGGAUGUUGUAGGAUCAUGUUUCCUUUCCUUCUGACUUGCUGGAGAAGGUAUGGGACCAGAGAGGCCUCUGAGGGUGAGAUCUGCAUGGUCUGUUUAGGGUUUAAGGACUGCUAUGGUCUUCUUGUCCCCCUCAAGCGCCAAUAACAUCACACAGUUCUGGUUCAGUGUAUGAAUUGGAAGGCUCAAGGGGACACUUUGAGGAUCAGACUUGUAAAAGAGGCAGGCUCAAGUCAUUCCCAAAUGGGCAUGGUCUUCUAUGGCUAUCUAAAGCUCCUGGGAGCCGUAGGAGUCCUUUGAGAGGAGACUGGGGACCCUCAUCAUGUAGAGAAGUGGCUGAUGUGGGCAAUGCUGGCUAGUGGCCACAGCUGUGGCCAGGCUGGAUUGAUGAAAAACAACAGGGAAGCCUGGCAUCAUGAACUCAUGGUGUCAACUGAAGAAAAUCCAGGGUGUGGAUCCCUGGAAGGACAGGAGCAUGGUGAUCACACAGGACAGUACAUCCAAAGACUCAGUCUGCACAUCCGGGCUGCUCUCCCUCCAGAAUGCCUGGAUACCUGUGGCUCCCACUGACCUCAGAUGUGGGUUGCUGCAGGACUGUGGUACUUGGAAAUGACUACCUUCUUGACACUCUGGGCACCAUGGCAUUACCUCAGUCCAUUCUCACUUGCAUUAUUUUCAAGGUCAGGUUUGCACAUGGCUUUUGUAUAUGUCUUGAGUAUCGGCUUUUUUGUUGCUGGGCAGGAGGGAUUGGGGACGGAUCCCAUGAAUGAUUUUGUCCCUCAGAGUAUCAUCUCAGAUGAGACUGUUCAGCUCUUUCCAUGUGGCCUUUUGUGGGGCACGCACGGCUCCACUGAAUGUGCUCUCUCUUAGUUUUGUGCAGGAGGCACAAUGGCGCCCUCAGCACUUACAGGCUGCAUUGCUGUGUGACCCAUUGCAGAGCUGAACCUCUCUUUGGGGUCAUAUUUGCAGUGGCCUUUGCAGCAAACAUACAUGUGCCUUCUUUUAUAUGCUUUCUGCAUCUCAAGCCUUGCCCGGGAGGUUUUAACUUUCUAGAACCCAGGCUUACACUGCAGAGAUCUGUCUUUUUGUGAUCUGAGGACCUGGAGCCAGGGCACAUUGUGUCAAUUCUUCACCCCUCUGCUCUCCAUCCCUGAAUCUGAAAGGCCCCUUUGUGACCCAUCAAGUCCUCAGAUGGGCCUGCUCUGUCCCAGCAUGUUAUGUGGUAGCCUCACUCCCUAGAUGGCAGCCAUGCCUCUUUACAUUCUCACAGGCAGAGCAAGUGUUCCUUGGUCCCUGUGCAUUGCAGCAAAGAAACCCACUAACAUCUUGAAUGUGUUUCUGUGGUGAUGUUCACAAUAGCCUAUCAAUAUGUUCUAUAAUGGACCCCUCUAGGGAAACAAUCAAGAAAGACCUCCAUGUAUCAAGACAUUGACUCCAAAUUGCCUGACAUUAAGAGGGAGAGAACAUUGUAAUAAAGUAUUUGUAACAUA
This is a messenger RNA of Peromyscus californicus insignis, 4870 nucleotides long. It is a transcript of the gene Csf2rb, whose product is annotated as colony stimulating factor 2 receptor subunit beta. Gene Ontology annotation, biological process: cytokine-mediated signaling pathway. The coding region runs from base 532 to 3222 and encodes 896 amino acids. Gene Ontology annotation, cellular component: external side of plasma membrane; membrane. The transcript has 15 exons. The record is from RefSeq and is a predicted model, not a curated record. Gene Ontology annotation, molecular function: protein binding; cytokine receptor activity. NCBI's taxonomy places the organism in Eukaryota, Metazoa, Chordata, Mammalia, Rodentia, Cricetidae.